Spodoptera frugiperda (fall armyworm) is the source of this 616-nucleotide messenger RNA. RefSeq lists its product as uncharacterized. The coding region runs from base 54 to 608 and encodes 184 amino acids. The transcript is spliced from 2 exons. The record is from RefSeq and is a predicted model, not a curated record. NCBI's taxonomy places the organism in Eukaryota, Metazoa, Arthropoda, Insecta, Lepidoptera, Noctuidae.
UUUUAAUUAGCAUUUCGGUUAUAUAAUCAAGCUAAUUUAUACCUAUUUAGAAAAUGCUAUUUUCUUUCUAUGCUAGUCUUCGUACAGUCAUGAAAAUAUAUAUACUGCUAUGCUUGGUGGCGCUGUCUCCGAUAAAAACCACUCUUGCGCACGCCGGCGGGCCUGUAGACAUUGUAAUCACAGUAUUGUAUUACUGCGACGAAAACGGGGACAAAAUAGUGGCAGCAGGUAAAGUAGAUAACGAUAUCGAACGUAGAAUAAAGUAUUACAUCAAUACAAAUAUUGCACAGAAUCUGCCAGUGGAAAUUGUAUCUAUGUACGAAGAAGCAUCUCAAAUCCCACUUGCUCAGGAACUUCGUGAGGAAAUACAAGCAAAUCACAAAUACAUCUUUUCCGCAUAUGUACCAACAAGUAAGAUCAGAGAGAUAGCAGCAGAGAGUGUACGACUGACCAAGUCAGACUACUUCACUGAUUUUGAAGAAAUAGCCAAUAAGGCUAACGAAGUUAUGAAGGAGAAAGAAGAUCCAUAUUCUUCAACGAUACAGCCUUCCAUUCCGAAUGCUGUAUACUUUUCAAUCGGUGCUAGCAAAAAAACGGUUGUUCAAUAAAUAUUAUA